Molecule: messenger RNA, 1047 nt
Organism: Penicillium diatomitis
Lineage: Eukaryota; Fungi; Ascomycota; Eurotiomycetes; Eurotiales; Aspergillaceae
Exons: 3
Coding region: 1-1047 (348 amino acids)
Biological process (GO): fatty acid biosynthetic process
Molecular function (GO): very long-chain fatty acid-CoA ligase activity
Source: RefSeq, a predicted model, not a curated record
AUGAAUUUCCCCAACGAACCCUUCUUUCGACGUUUGGUUGAUCUCGCCAACGGUCACUCGCGUGUCAUUAUCAGCGAUGGCUUCUCUGGCAUUAGAAUCACCUAUGGAGAGCUGCUGUCCCGGGUACUCCGAUUCCAACAAGAUUUGCAGCAGCAACUGCCUCCCGCUACACUAGACAACAACAAAGUGCUCCGCGAACCAUUGUGUGUAGGGAUCCUUGCCACCGUCAGUGUGGAAUUUGUGGUGGCCCUCUUAGCAAUACUAUCCAUUGGGGGCAUCGUGGUACCCUUAUGCAAGUCCCAGUUCGCGUUCUCUUCUCUAGAUGGCAACCUUCCGGCUAACAGUGCUCCACAGCAACGGCCGAUUCCGCUGAUUCAACGACGCGAAGCCAUUCUCAUCUUCACAUCAGGAACAACGGGCCAGCAGAAAGGCGUCUUGCACUCCCGAGAAUUCUUCAAUGCCAAAGUCGAGGCCGAGCCCAUAGGAACAGAUUCUGAAUGCCUGCUCUUCGCUCGUAUGUCGAUCUUAGUCGUUUCUAUCCGCGUCAUGGUUCGGAUGCUCCUGCGGGGGGUUCGCAUUGAGCUAUGGCCAUAUCUGUAUGACCCGGACAUGAUUUGGGAGCGUCUGCGCAAGGGUGGAAUCACCGCGCUGGAUCUGUUGCCGACCAUGUGGCGAAAUAUGAUGCUUGCAUAUCGCCAAAGAAUAAGUCAGCUUCCUUCAGCAGAGCAGGAGAAGUACUGUGCUGGGGCGCGCCAACUGCGUGACGUUGCUUGUGGCGGGCAGCCAAUGUUGCAAGAUGUCAAAUUAUUCUGGCAGAAGAUGCUGGAUGGACGAUGUGUGACCAUCAUCUACGGUGCAACGGAGGCGGGCAAUAGCUUGCUCAGAGCCGUGGGCGAAGAUUCACUGGUAGAAGCCACACGCAGCGCUUUCGAUCAGGACGGCUUCUUCCGGACCGGCGAUAUCGUCCGUUACAACGGCAGCGAGUAUGUGUUCGAGGGCCGCGCCUCAUGUGAUUGUAAGUAUAUGCACAGGGAGUGCGUAUCUUGA